CAUCGCUGGCUGAGGUAAACUCAUUCAGUCCUUCCAUGCCAAUAUCCCCCUCAUCAAUGAUAAACCAGUAUAAAUUUGAAGAUGAACCGGAAUUAAGAGAUCUCUUCAUUACAGUCGAUGAUCCUGAAAGCCACAUUACAGCCAUUGAAACAUUUAUUACAUACAGAGUAGUCACAAAGACAUCUCGUGGUGAAUUUGACUCCAGUGAAUAUGAAGUUCGAAGACGAUAUCAGGAUUUCCUUUGGUUGAAGAGCAAACUUGAAGAAGCACAUCCGACACUGAUUAUUCCUCCAUUGCCUGAAAAAUUCAUAAUGAAAGGAAUGGUGGAACGAUUUAGUGAUGAAUUCAUUGAGACUCGAAGAAAAGCUUUACAUAAAUUUUUGAACCGCAUUGCUGAUCAUCCAACUUUAACCUUUAACGAAGACUUCAAAAUUUUUCUUACUGCACAAGCCUGGGAACUCUCCUCACACAAGAAGCAAGGUCCUGGUUUGCUGAGCAGGAUGGGACAGACCGUCAGAGCUGUAGCAUCCUCCGUAAGAGGAGGAGUUAAAAAUCGUCCUGAAACGUUUACAGAAAUGAACGAUUACAUAGAAACAUUUAGUCAGAAAAUAAACGUACUAGACAAAAUAGCUCAUAGAAUUUACAAGGAAGAAAGGGAGUAUUUUAAUGAAAUGAAGGAAUACGGCCCCAUCCACACACUCUGGUCAGCAUCGGAAGAAGAUAUAGCAGACUCCCUCAAAGGUGUUGCCAGCUGCAUCGACAAGUGUUGCAAGGCUACGGAGAAGCGAAUGGCAGGGCUCUCGGAAAACCUGCUGCCGAUUUUACAUGAAUACGUUCUCUACAGUGAAAUUCUGAUGGGUGUUUUGAAAAGGAGAGACCAAAUUCAAGGCGAGCUCGACUCCAGAGUUGAUGCUUUAGCCAAUAAAAAGACAGAAAAGGAUCUGUUCUCAGAAGAGAUCGGGAAACUUGAAGACAAAGUCGAAUGUGCCAAUAAUGCUCUGAAGGCGGAUUGGGACAGGUGGAAGCAAAACAUGCAGUGUGAUAUGAGAUCAACGUUCACUAACGUGGCUGAGAAUAAUCUCCGUUAUUAUGAAGAGUGCCUUGCUACGUGGGAGUCCUUCCUAGCAUCUCAAAGAGUGUAUCUUCAUGUGGAAGAAGAUUCUGAAGAUACGCCUUGAGUAAUCUCUCUGCUCGAUCUCUGCCUUUUCCAUGCAGUUUCUCCCAACCAAAGAAGUGCUUUAUACGAGAUCAGAUACAUUAUUAAAUUCAACUGUUAAAAAAAUCAGUGAAAUGCAGGAAACCAGCUUAUUGAAAACUCAGGUAUUCUAGUCCUGAAAUACAUUUUGGAACAUGCUAUAUAUUGCUUUAUAUUGCUUAGCUGUGAUUUUACAUAUUUUUAUGCAAGUGUUUGCAUACAGUUGUAUUCAUAAAUAUUGCAUAAUUUGGAUAUAAAGUAUUUUAAAUAUGUAAAAAUAGCUCCAUUUUAAUAAAAAGUUUAAUAA
Messenger RNA from Pelecanus crispus (Dalmatian pelican), 1502 nucleotides. The record is from RefSeq and is a predicted model, not a curated record. NCBI's taxonomy places the organism in Eukaryota, Metazoa, Chordata, Aves, Pelecaniformes, Pelecanidae.